Anopheles coluzzii is the source of this 1884-nucleotide messenger RNA. RefSeq names its product nedd8-activating enzyme E1 regulatory subunit (gene APP-BP1). The record is from RefSeq and is a predicted model, not a curated record. Gene Ontology annotation, molecular function: NEDD8 activating enzyme activity; ubiquitin activating enzyme activity. Gene Ontology annotation, biological process: protein ubiquitination; DNA damage response; protein neddylation. Lineage: Eukaryota; Metazoa; Arthropoda; Insecta; Diptera; Culicidae. The transcript has 3 exons. Bases 159 to 1730 code for a protein of 523 amino acids. Gene Ontology annotation, cellular component: cytoplasm; nucleus.
UGUCAAAGCGCCCCUCUGCGAAAAGCAGAAUUUUGCAAAAGAAGAAAAGCAAAUACCGGUUCUGUUUGCAAAAUUCUUCAGAAUUCCUCCAAUCUUUCUCAGACCGCCGCUGCGUCGUUCUUUUUUCGGGGAGAAAAGCAUUACAAACCAACAUUACCAUGUCUUCGCCGGCACCGAAAUCUCCCGAACUGUCGGACAAAAGCCGCAAAUAUGAUCGGCAAAUCAGGCUUUGGGGCGAGCAUGGUCAAACGGUGCUAGAAAAUGCGCAGAUCUGCCUGAUCAACGCUACAGCGCUCGGCACCGAGAUACUGAAGGGCAUCGUGCUGCCCGGCAUCGGCGGCUUUACCAUUGUGGACCAUCGGCCCGUCACGGAGGAAGACGUUGGGUGUAACUUUUUCCUCGAUCUCGACUCGGUCGGCCAGCCGAGGGCGAAACGGUGCAUGCAGCUGCUGCAGGAGUUGAACCCGGACGUGAACGGCGACUACGUGGACGAGCACGUGGAACAGCUGAUCGACGGGCAGCCGGAUUUCUUCCGCAGCUUCGACGUGGUGGUCGCGACCUCGAUCAGCGAGCGUACGAUCAUGCGCCUGUCCAACGUGCUGUGGGACCAAAACAUACCGCUGAUCGUGGCCCGGUCGGUAGGGUUCUAUGGCGUUGCUAGGCUGCAGCUGCGCGAACAUUGCAUCGUCGAAACGCACCCGGACAACAAGCAGACGGAUCUGCGGCUGGAGCACCCGUUCGAGGAGCUGAAGAAGCACAUGGCGGAGGCGCAGAUCACGAACAAGGUGCCGUGGCUGGUGGUGCUGUACAAGGUGCUGCAGGAGUGGGUCGACGCGCACGACGGCCAGUAUCCGGCCAGCUAUCGCGAAAAGUCGGAGGUGCGGGAGCUGAUCCGCUCGAAGAUGGACGGUGAGCAGGAGAACUUUGAGGAGGCGAUUAAAGCGGUCAACUCCAGCUUUGGCGGUGGCAAACCGUCGGCCGCCGUGCGGGAGAUACUGCAAGACGAUCGCUGCGUCAACGUCAACACCGAGAGCAAUGCAUUUUGGAUCAUGGCACGUGCGCUGAAAGACUUUGUGGAUAACGAAGGGAACGGGCUGCUGCCGGUGCCGGGCGUGCUGCCCGAUAUGACGGCCGACACGAACUCGUACAUCAGCCUGCAAACGGUGUACCGCAAUCAGGCGGCGCACGAUGCCGAGAUUGUGUUCCGGCGUGCCCGCCAGCUGCUGAAAGAGCUGAACAAACCGAACGAUCUCAUCACCGACAAGGAUGUGCGGCUGUUCUGUCGCGAGGCGGCCAACAUUGCCGUCGUGCGCGGGACGAAGAUAACGGACGAGUUCGACAAGGGCUACCAUCGGAGCUCGCACAUUGCGAGCGUGCUGGAGCAGCCCAACUCGCUGAUGGGCCACUACAUCGUGCUGCGCGCGCUGGACCGGUUUCAGGCGGACUAUGGCUGUCUGCCGGGCGAGAGCGACCCCGAGUCGGACACGACCGGCAUGAAAAGCAUCGCGGCGAAGAUGCUCAGCGAUUGGGGCAUCGGUACGCCGCUGAGCGAUGAUCUGGCGUACGAGAUCUGCCGGUACGGUGGGGCGGAAAUACACAGCAUUUCGGCGUACCUGGGCGGCUGCAUUGCGCACGAGCUGAUCAAGCUCGUCACCAGACAGUACCGACCGUUCGACAAUACGUUCAUCUACGACGGCUCGACGUCGCAGACGGAAACCUAUAAGUUAUAAUUGCUGUUAGCGCUAGUUUUCGUGAUUAAUUUCAAAACUCAACAAACACCCACACAACCACCACGCAGGCAGCAUGUAUGUGCGCGGCGGAUGGUCCCUUUUAAUAUUAGAAUACUGAAACACUGAAAUAAUAUCCUUAUUUUGUAGAAUCUGA